Diorhabda carinulata is the source of this 969-nucleotide messenger RNA. RefSeq lists its product as uncharacterized. The record is from RefSeq and is a predicted model, not a curated record. NCBI's taxonomy places the organism in Eukaryota, Metazoa, Arthropoda, Insecta, Coleoptera, Chrysomelidae. The coding region runs from base 1 to 828 and encodes 275 amino acids. The transcript is spliced from 3 exons.
AUGGGUUUGUGCUUUGUUCCAGACUGUAAACAUUACAGUUCAAAGCAUCCAUAUUUAUGUUUUAAAUUUUUUUUUUUUUACAAAAGAAAAGAUAGAGAUCCAAGUGAAUUUGCAAAAGUGUGCGAUGGUCACUUUUUAAAUAAAGUAAAAAAGAAUGGGCCAACUGUAUUUGAUUUCAGUAUUCAGAAGAAGUUAAAUAUAAAAUCAUCAGAAAAAAGGAAGCGAACUGUAAAAAACCUUGUGUCCGAGCCACUACCAGGACCUUCAACCAAACUACUGCCAGGGUCUUCAAAACGAGAUCAUGAAGUGACUCAAAUUAAACUUGAUGCUUUACUCCUGAUUCCGUCAUCUGCAUUUCAAGAUGCCGAGAAUUACUUUUUGCGACAGCAAGUGGUUGAAUUAACUGAGAAGCUGGAAAAGUUAUCAACAAGGUUCAGCUAUGAAAUUGUGAAGAACAAAGAUUAUAAUGUACUAAUGUAUACUGAUAUUCCAACCAAUGAGCUGUUCAUGGCUCUUUUUGAACCAAUGGACAGCAUUAAAUUAAAAUAUUCUGGAUGGAAUGUUCAGAUCAUUCCUAAAAUUGAUCAACUUAAUCUUUCACAUGAAGAUUUGAGUAUUAGAUUUAGUUGUAGUACAGCUGCAGUGACCAAUAUUAUAAUGACGUGGAUUUAUGCUCUACAUGAAGUCCUUUUCAAUAAUUUGAUGAAAACUAUACCAUCAAGACAACGGAAUCAGGCCUACCUCCCUAUUGCUUUUACAAAUUUUAAAAAUUGUAGGAUAAUUUUGGAUUGCACCGAAAUUUAUUCAGCAGUUCCAGCAAGUACGUAAAAUCAAAGAUAGACAACACUGAAACACAGAAAAUGUUGGCAGUUGUUGUACCAAAUGGUGUAAUCACUUUUGUUAGCAAGGCUUAUCCAGGGUAUACAUCUGAUAAAAAAAUUGUUAAGGAGAGUAAGAUUCUAGAUCAGA